Messenger RNA from Pisolithus orientalis, 975 nucleotides. RefSeq lists its product as uncharacterized. The transcript is spliced from 8 exons. The record is from RefSeq and is a predicted model, not a curated record. The coding region runs from base 1 to 975 and encodes 324 amino acids. NCBI's taxonomy places the organism in Eukaryota, Fungi, Basidiomycota, Agaricomycetes, Boletales, Pisolithaceae.
AUGCUUACACUUUGUGAGACAGGAUCACCAACUGGCUUUGCUCUCAAUGAAGAUGACAUGUGGAUGGGUAUGAUGAGUCCUCAUGGUAGGAAUAUACUGGACUCAGCCCAAGUGGUGGGUCACUCAGUGAACUCCACUGUGCCAGAUGGCCAAAACAACCAUUGUCCCAAAUUCAAGACUGAAUUUCAUCCCUGUAGCAAGUGCCCAAUGCUUUUCCAAUCUGCUGAAGAGUUUGGCCAGCAAAACCUCAAAUACAUGGCCCCAGACUGUGAGCCCUGGCGCCCUUUUGCUUUGGAGGGCAAUUACAUUUUUGCCACUGUCACUGUUGAAGCCAGGCUUAGCUCAACUCAGAGCAGUGGCACAACUAACACCAAGAAUGCUGUUCCAUUUGCAUUUAUUCUUUAUGCUGACAAGACAUCGCUGUCAUCUCAUGGUACUGCCAAGGGUUACCCCAUGGUAGCACAUUGUGCCAACCUCCCAGUUCACAUUUGCAAUGGUGAACAAUACAGUGGUGGCUGCAUGGUAGGCUGGCUUCCAAUUGUUUCCAAGCUUGUGAGUGAGGAGAGAAAGACUGGCUAUGUAAAUUUCAAGCAUGUCAUCUGGCAUGAAGCCUUCUAUAAGCUCCUUGAGAAGGCUGUGGAGCUCUCAAAGCUGACUACAAAGAACUUCCCUUUUGAGGAGCUUUGGGACUUAUCAAAGACAUACAAAAUGUGCACUACCAAGCAACAUCAAGAAGUGCUGGCAUUAUAUGAGCAGAAGAAGUCAGCCAGUGAGAAGAAACUGAAAUCUCUUGGGUUACAUCCCAUCAAGAAUGUUUUUUGGUUGGUAGAACACUCAGAGCCUGAACAGGCUGCAAGCUUCGAGCCACUUCACUCCCUGCACAGUGGCUUGGGAGGCAAGCACAUGCAUGAGGAGCUCAAGAUUGUUGUCAAUGAACUUGGCCAUGAUUUUGAGACAUGUUUAGAAGAAUGGUAA